AUGGAAUUUGAAGAAGAUUCAACUGCCUCAAAGAGAAUGAAAAUUGCUGAAAAUGAAGACCCUAUCACUACUAAGGUUCAAUUUUCUGCCCUCAUUGUUGAUGAUGACCCUCUCAUCCGCAAAAUUCACUCAGAAGUGUUGAAGUCACUUGGUUUCCAAACUCAAGUAGCUAAAAGUGGCAAAGAAGCUGUCGAUCUUUACCGUGCUGGGGCUAAUUUCGACAUUGUGUUCAUGGAUAUGCAAAUGCCUGUGAUGAACGGAAUUGAGGCAACAAGAGCUGCGAGGGAUGGGGUGAGUACGAAGAUUGUGGGUGUAAGCUCAGAGUGUUCGGAGUCUGAGAUUGAAGCUUUCAUCUUAGCUGGUCUGGAUUUGUACUACGCCAAGCCAUUAACCGAUGCUAUAAGAUCAUUCCUCUCGUCGAAGAUCUCAAAAUAA
Pistacia vera is the source of this 435-nucleotide messenger RNA. Its product is annotated as two-component response regulator 24-like. The transcript has 2 exons. The record is from RefSeq and is a predicted model, not a curated record. The coding region runs from base 1 to 435 and encodes 144 amino acids. NCBI's taxonomy places the organism in Eukaryota, Viridiplantae, Streptophyta, Magnoliopsida, Sapindales, Anacardiaceae. Gene Ontology annotation, biological process: phosphorelay signal transduction system.